Messenger RNA from Ostrea edulis (European flat oyster), 1887 nucleotides. RefSeq names its product allene oxide synthase-lipoxygenase protein-like. Gene Ontology annotation, biological process: lipid oxidation. NCBI's taxonomy places the organism in Eukaryota, Metazoa, Mollusca, Bivalvia, Ostreida, Ostreidae. The record is from RefSeq and is a predicted model, not a curated record. Bases 5 to 1531 code for a protein of 508 amino acids. Gene Ontology annotation, molecular function: metal ion binding; oxidoreductase activity, acting on single donors with incorporation of molecular oxygen, incorporation of two atoms of oxygen. The transcript is spliced from 14 exons.
GUACAUGGUCCAACUUAUUUUCUACCGUUUCUACGAGGUCAUAUUUGGACGUGGUCGCUGGACAAUAUAUCAGAUGAUCGACCACUUCACAUCAUCAUAUGUAUUGAAAGAACCAAAGGGAUGCAGAGUAUGGAGGGCGGAAUCUGUGAACAAAGCAAACCAAACAGCGACUCAGAAGGCUCAGGCAGAUCAUUGGUUUGCAUGGCAGAUUUUAAAUGGAUUGACACGAAACUUGAUAAGAAGAGCAACAGAAAUCCCUAAGCAGUUCGUACCUUUCGUGGAAUUGGUUGAAGCCGACCACCCCUAUCUGAAUGGAUUGUCACUCAAGCAGCACAUACAGAACGAUACACUGUUUGUCGUGGACCUGGUGGACGUGUCGUUCGAUGAGGCAACGCUGUUGGCUCCUAUCGCCUUAUUCGUGGUAAACAACGACCUGUUGAUGCCUGUGGCUAUACGGAUAGAUCCGAGGAAUCCAAACCUGAAGGAGGUUUCCACACCCCCUCCAAAUGAAUCCGACAGACCGGAGCAGCUGCGGAAGUGGGUGAAAGCUAGAAUGUGGUUCAACAUGUUAGACGCGCAAUACCAUGAGUCUGUUACUCACUUAGGUUUCACGCACAUGCUGAUGGAUGGAGUGAGUGUAUGCCUGCACAGAAAUCUCUCCGAACGUCAUCCCAUUUACAAACUUAUGCUUCCUCAUUUCCGAUACAUGCACUUCAAUAAUGAACGUGCAAUUAAGAUAAUCCCAAAAGUUGCCGAGAAAGACAUGUAUUUUGGACGGAAGAAUAUGAUGAAAUUGAUUGCCAGACACAAUGAAAUUUGGACGUUUGACGAACAUGCGUGUAUUGACAUAAAUCUUCGCAAAAGAGGAGUUAUGGAUUUGCCUGGUUACUUUUUCAAAGAAGACGCACUUCAACUACAAGAGGCGAUACGAAACUUCGUCCAUGAAUAUGUCACGAACUAUUACGGUGUCAAUCAGGAAGUAGUUAAAGACCAAGAAAUUCAAAGUUUUAGAACCGAACUCAUGGCACCGAGAUCCAUAAGCGGGGACGGAGGCUGUGGAAUGAUGGGGGUGCCUGAGUUUGACGGUAUUGGAAACCUCGUCACUGUAUUGACAAAUUUCAUCUACAUCUGUAGCGUGGAACAUUCAGCGACGAACUUCCCACAGUACGAAGAAUACGCUUUCCCUCCGAACAAGUCUUUAACUUUGAUUGGACAGCCUGAACUCCAAACUGGAGAUGACGAACUCGACAUUGCAAUGCCUACAGGACGACAGCUUUUCCUGACAAUCAAAUUCAUGGCUGUUUCAAAUACAGUGUUGACAAACAGUCUCGGGAACUAUGAAUCCGAAUACCUCGAUGCAAUGGAUAGUGCAGGACAACGUAUUGUGCAAAAUUUCCAGAAAAAAUUAGUUCAAAUCGAGAACAACAUCAAUCAACGAAAUGAAGCCCUUGAGAAAUCUGUGGAUCGGAUUCAGGAAUAUCCAUAUCACUGGCUCCUCCCGAAUAAAGUGCUGAACUCAAUCAGUGCAUAAGACGUGUAUUGAAGUAUUGGUUUACAUGAACACUAAAGAAUAUUGAACAAGUAGAUCACCCAUACAUGUGUCUUAUCACACUUUAUUUGGAAGUUUGAAAAACAACCCAACAACCGUGGAUAUAAAUACAUUUGCUAUUAGUGAUUUUUUUCUACCUCCUUUUGAAGAGUUCCAUUUUAUUGUUUAUUUUUGUUUACAUUGUUACAAUAUUUGACAAAAAUAUUGGCAUGUUUGACAAUUUCUUUACUGUAGAAUAUUAAUUGAUACUUAUCUACCAAUAUGAUGUAUCCAGAAAAAUUUGUUCGGAGAAGUUCGGUUUGUUUAUAGCAACUGUCAUUAAUAAAACUAUCAAAAUG